UUGAAGGCUCUGUGCGCAUGUGCGAAGGUGUCCAAACUGACAAUGCCAGGGAGAUAGCGUGUGCGAUUCUCUGAAAUCACUACCAACGCCGACAGACAACAUGAGAUCCAAGGCAAGGGCGAGAAAACUGGCCAAAAGUGACAGUGAAGUGGUUGAUAAUAUGUAUGAGACAGAUCCAGAGCCACCGGCUGGAGAGAGUGGAGGAGAAGAAACAGAAGACAGUAUAAUGUCCCCGAUUCCUGUGGGUCCGCCAUCUCCACUUCCCACCAGCAACGAAUUCACCCCAAAAGAAGGGUCCCCAUAUGAAGCCCCUGUCUACAUUCCAGAAGACAUUCCAAUCCCACCUGACUUUGAGCUAAGGGAGUCUUCAAUUCCUGGCGCUGGAUUAGGGAUAUGGGCCAAGAAGAAACUUGAAGUGGGAGAGAAAUUUGGUCCUUUCGCCGGAGUUCAGAGGGGGACAUUGAAAGAUCCAAAUUUUGGAUGGGAGAUUGUUGAUGAGCUGGGGAAUUUAAAAUUCUGCAUUGAUGCGAACCAGGCUGGAAGCGGGAACUGGCUGAAGUACAUCUGCUCAGCGCACACCUACAACCAUCAGAAUUUAGUAGCUUGUCAGAUUAAUGACCAGAUUUACUAUAAAGUAAUUAAAGAGGUUAAAUCGGGUGAUGAGCUUCUUGUUUUUAUGAAGGACGGUGUCUAUCCUGAUGGGACAAUGCCACCAAAUCUUGAUGAGGAGCAGAGGUACCGCUGUGGGGACUGUGACGAGCUGUUCCGCUCGAAGGUGGCACUGCGGCGGCACCAGGCGUAUGCCUGCAACAACGCCAACGCCAUCUUCACCACCAUCAACGAGGAGUUCAAGCAGGGCCAGCUGGACGAUGGGCAGCUGCACGAAUGCAAGGACUGUGACCGCAUAUUCCCCAACGAAUACAGCCUAGAACAACACAUGAUAAUUCACAGUGAAGAACGUGAAUAUAAGUGUGACCAAUGUCCAAAGGCCUUCAAUUGGAAGUCAAACCUUAUUCGCCAUCAAAUGUCACAUGACAGCGGAAAACGCUUUGAGUGUGAAAAUUGUGAUAAGGUAAGGUUGAAGGUGUUCACCGAUCCAAGCAACCUCCAGCGGCACAUCAGGUCUCAGCAUGUGGGAGCUCGGGCACACGCUUGCCCUGACUGUGGGAAAACCUUUGCCACGUCUUCUGGAUUAAAGCAGCACAAGCACAUACACAGCAGCGUUAAACCAUUCACCUAUAGGAGGCAGGGACAAGCAUGGACACAGAGUGAUGGUGAGGUCUGUCACAAAUCCUACACUCAGUUCUCCAACCUCUGUCGACAUAAAAGAAUGCACGCCGAUUGUCGGACACAAAUAAAGUGCAAAGACUGUGGUCAGAUGUUCAGCACCACCUCCUCGCUGAACAAGCACCGUAGGUUUUGUGAGGGCAAGAACCAUUAUAACCCCAGUCCAAUGUUUCAUCAAGGUCUACCACUCACUCCGAGUGCCAUGCUGGACAAGUCCAAGCCUACAUCCUCUCUCAACCACGCUUCCUUGGGCUUCAAUGAUUAUUUCCCCUCGCGCCAACACCCAACGGGAUUGCCCUUCUCGCCCACAGCCACGUUUCCAGCUCUCGCUCCAGGCUUCCCAGGCCUUUUCCCCCACUCGCUCUAUCCCCGAGCUCCUGUGCUACCAAGCAACGCGUUGUUGAAAGGCUGCUUAAAUCACGAUAUUGAUGCAAAUGUCCAGAGCCACAUGGGGAACCCCUCCGUAUCACAAGCAUCAUCCUUGGUGUCUUCCUUCAAUGACAGGGACGCCCCUUUAGAAGGGAAAAACAAUGUUCGAUCUGACAAUUGUUUCACUGAGAAAAACAAGGUAAAAAACACUGACUUAUCGGAAGGUAGUGACUUUGAAGACAUCAAUACAACAAGUGGGACUGACCUGGAAACAACGACAGGCACUGGGUCUGAUUUGGACAGUGAUGUGGAAAGCGAUGGAGAUAAAAAGAAGGAAAAAGCCAGUCUGUCAGCCAAAGGAACGGAGAACGUUACUUCAGUCUCCCUCAACACGAACAACGAAAUCGAUGAACAGGCGCAGUACCUUCCAUCCCAACAUUCCUUCUUCCCCCCUCCCGAUGAACAGAGCCUCCCGACCAGCGCUGCUAACGAUUCCAUUAAAGCUAUCGCUUCCAUUGCGGAGAAAUACUUUGGCACAGGUUUCAUGGGGAUGCAAGAGAAGAAAAUGGGAUCACUUCCAUACCACUCCAUGUUUCCGUUCCAGCUCUUCCCGAACUUCCCACAUUCCAUAUAUCCUUUCACGGACCGAAAUCUUAAUUCCAAUCUCCUGGUGAAAAAUGAGCCAAAGUCGCCAAGAGAGCACCAGAAAAGUGGCAAUGCCAGCUCCGAGUCGCCCUUUGACCUUACCACCAAACGGAAAGAGGCAAAGCUCCUCCCCGCGUCUAAGCUUAUAGUGUCCACGCUAUCUGGCGAGGAGCAACCCUUGGACCUGAGCAUCAGUGGCCGCAGCCGGGUCAGUCAAAACGGCCCAGGAGAGCCCAGGAAGAACCACGUGUUUGGUGAACGCAAAAUGAUGAUCAAUGAUGAGCUCCCCAAGGUGCCGCACCAGCAACCCUUCCAUUACGCCAAGCCAUCGCCCUUUUUCAUGGAUCCCAUCUACAGCAGGGUGGAGAAAAGGAAAGUGAUGGAUCCUCUGAACUCAUUGAAGGAGAAGUAUCUGCGGCCAAACCCACUGCUGUUCCACCCUCAGAUGGCUGCUAUGGAGACCAUGACGGAGAAGUUGGAGAGUUUUGGUACAUUAAAAAUGGACACCAUGGGUGCUCUGCAACCCUCUCCACACCAUGGCUUCAACUUCCGAUCACCCCCAUCCACCAUCUCAGAUGCCAUUCUCCGCAAAGGGAAGGAGCGUUACACGUGCAGAUACUGUGGGAAGAUCUUUCCAAGAUCAGCAAAUCUUACUCGGCAUCUCAGAACGCACACAGGAGAGCAGCCUUACAGGUGUAAGUACUGUGACAGGUCAUUCAGCAUCUCCUCAAACCUGCAAAGGCAUGUUCGCAACAUCCACAAUAAAGAGAAGCCAUUCAAAUGCCACUUGUGCAACCGUUGCUUUGGGCAGCAGACCAAUCUGGAUCGCCACCUCAAGAAACACGAGAAUGAGAGCAUCCCAGUGAGCCAGCAGUCUGGGGUCUCAUCCAACCACCUGGGCACCAGUGCAUUUUCCCCCAACUCCGAGUUAGACAACACUGCACUUUUGGAAGAGAAGGAGGAAUCGUACUUCUCGGAAAUCCGGAAUUUCAUUGGGAACAAUGACCUCAGCCAGGCUUCCAGUUCAGCAGACAAAAGGCACGAGGUGCAAGGUGGUCACCAGCAGGCUAGUCAUCCGCUGACCAAGCAGAAAAUGGAGGAGGUUGAUGAUGAGGAUGAAGAGGAGGAGCUGGAGGAAGAGGAGGAGGAGGAGGAUGAGAGCAUGACAGAGAAGUCCCAGGAUGACCCAGUUUCACCGAAGACUGAUCCCACAGUCUCGUUCCGCGAGAGUGAAGAGGAACGCCCAUCCCCGCUUGCCCUGGCGUACGAGCAGACCCACCGGUGGGUAUCACCCAGACAUGUCUUACACAUCCCCCUCGUGACAAAGCAUGCUGCCCUUCCCCACGAAUGCUUGGUGUAUCACGUAUGGACUGAGAAGGUCCACAUGGUGUUGGGGCCAUCUCAUGGGGUGCUGUUUCCAUUGGAAUCGUACUUGAUUUAAAUCUGGCCCUUUCAUUCCACUUUGUUUUGUAAUCUGUAUGGAGCGAUACGGGUUGCUGUUACCCCAUCACACACCAUGUGGAGAAUAAUUCAGUGUAGAGUACAGGAGGCAUUCAGCUCACUGGCACGUCCCUCUGUGACCACUGAACAGUUUCUAGUACAAGAUUAAACUCCCUUGCUACCCAACUCCAGCAAUAAACUGAACAAGCUUUUGGAGACAUCACAUGCAAUAGUGACAGUUAGAACUGGAGUGAUACCACAUACUGCAUCUCAUUCUAGUCACAACCAAGUCUUCCCUUUUACUGGCCUUGCCUCCACCAAGUUAGAGGAUGUCUUUAGGUGUCAUCAGCAACUGUCGUAGGAUGAC
This is a messenger RNA of Leucoraja erinaceus (little skate), 4108 nucleotides long. RefSeq names its product PR domain containing 16 (gene prdm16). NCBI's taxonomy places the organism in Eukaryota, Metazoa, Chordata, Chondrichthyes, Rajiformes, Rajidae. The coding region runs from base 101 to 3742 and encodes 1213 amino acids. Gene Ontology annotation, molecular function: protein binding; histone H3K9 methyltransferase activity. Gene Ontology annotation, cellular component: nucleus. The transcript has 15 exons. The record is from RefSeq and is a predicted model, not a curated record.